Epithele typhae is the source of this 1293-nucleotide messenger RNA. Its product is annotated as kinase-like protein. The record is from RefSeq and is a predicted model, not a curated record. NCBI's taxonomy places the organism in Eukaryota, Fungi, Basidiomycota, Agaricomycetes, Polyporales, Epitheliaceae. Gene Ontology annotation, molecular function: ATP binding; protein serine/threonine kinase activity. Gene Ontology annotation, biological process: protein phosphorylation; intracellular signal transduction. The transcript is spliced from 4 exons. The coding region runs from base 1 to 1293 and encodes 430 amino acids.
AUGCCCCACAGCAGCUACAUCCCUGACCUUGUUGGCCACACAAUAAACCGCGGUCGGCUCAGAUUCACCGCUACUCUCGGCUCCGGCUCCAACGGCGUUAUCUUCCUCGCGCGAGACACCACAGUACCGUCAAAUGCCCUCCCCGUCGAGUACGCGGUCAAAUGCAUCAUCCGCGCGGGGAAGGGCACUCGACGACAUGCCCUGCAGCGGCAAGAGAUCCAGUUCCAUCAGCGGCUAUCCUACCACCCAAACGUGGUUACUCUCCACCGCGUCAUCGAGGAGAAGGACUACAUCUUCCUGGUCAUGGAUUACUGCCGGGGCGGAGACUUUUUCACCUUCCUCUCGAAGCGGAGAGACUAUCGGGGAGACGACGAGUUCAUACGGCGGAUGUUCCUCCAGAUCAUCGACGCGCUCGAAGCAUGCCACGCGGCUGGGAUCUACCACAGAGACAUCAAACCCGAAAACUUCCUCGUCAGCGAGGACGGCACUCGGCUAUGUUCGCUGUACAUGAGCCCAGAAUGUAUAGGGGCCGACGCUCGCCGCCCCGCGUACAACACGCGCGCAAACGACAUAUGGGCCCUCGGUGUGAUCCUCACCUCGAUGAUCUCGGGUCACAACCCGUGGAACGUCGCGACCGCCACGGACCCGUGCUACGACGCGUACGCCCGGAACCCGAACUUCCUGCACGAGAUGCUCCCGAUCUCCCUCCGCGCCAACACGCUCCUCCAGCAGAUCUUCGCCCCCGAGCGCGGCUGCGCCCGCGCCGCCCCCCGCAUCUCCCUCGCGCGCGUCCGCGCCGCGGUGCUCUCCAUCGACUCCUUCUUCAUGCGCCCCGCCGAUAUCGCCCGUGGGGGCGAGUACCUCCGCGCGAGCGCGGUGACUUACUUCGGCGGGAGCCGCCUCCAGGUGUACUACACCCCCUGGGCACCCCUCCCCGAACCCCUUGGAACCUCCUCCGGAGCCGCCGCUGCCGCCGCCGCCGACGAUGACGACGACGAGCCGGCGCACGCCCGCACCCACACCCGCUCGUCGACGCUCGAGUCGGCGGGGCCGAACACGCCGGAGCUGCGCGCGCUGAACCUGAACGUGGAGGUCUCGGACGGCGAGUCGCACGCGCCGUCGUCGCCGUCGGGCUCGCCGUACGGGAGCCCGCCGUUCGGGCGGUUUUGGAGCGGCGGGGGCGGCGGGCGGUUUGCGUCGCCACCGAAGAAGCCGCACCCGCUGAUGGCGCCGGGUGGCCCUCCGUCCCCGGGGCUGUUGAGGCGGUUUAUGGACCGGUUUUUGAUAGAUUAG